Messenger RNA from Scomber scombrus (Atlantic mackerel), 2854 nucleotides. It is a transcript of the gene nsdhl, whose product is annotated as NAD(P) dependent steroid dehydrogenase-like. The record is from RefSeq and is a predicted model, not a curated record. Gene Ontology annotation, biological process: steroid biosynthetic process. The coding region runs from base 166 to 1203 and encodes 345 amino acids. Gene Ontology annotation, molecular function: 3-beta-hydroxy-Delta5-steroid dehydrogenase (NAD+) activity. NCBI's taxonomy places the organism in Eukaryota, Metazoa, Chordata, Actinopteri, Scombriformes, Scombridae. The transcript has 7 exons.
CUGCAGGUUACAGGUAGUCGUAUCGCGUGCAAUAGUCGUGUUUUGUCUGUGUCCCUCGUAUUAGAUAAUAGGGGACAUUUUUCAUCCACUAUUCUACCUUCUACAUUUUUACCACAUUGCCGCCAAGUCCUGAUACCUAGCUCACCUGUUGGUCACUGACUUAUUAUGGCCACGCGCAUUCGACCGAGUAAUAAACGGUGUGCAGUCAUCGGAGGAUCCGGUUUCCUGGGCAGACACUUGGUGGAGAAGCUGCUGGAUCGAGGUUACUCUGUUUCUGUGUUUGACAUUCGUCAGAGCUACGAGCUGCCUGGAGUCAGCUUCCACCAGGGAGACCUCUGCGACAAACAGGCUCUUCUCCCAGCUCUGAAGGAUGUAUCCCUGGUCUUCCACUGUGCCUCCCCAGCCCCUGCCAGCGAUGACCGUGGGCUGUUUGAGAGGGUCAACAUUCAGGGCACACGCACUGUUAUUCAGGCCUGCAUUGAAACUGGAGUACAGAAACUGGUCCUGACAAGCAGUGCCAGUGUGGUGUUUGAGGGAACAGACAUUAAGAAUGGGAGAGAGGACUUACCAUAUGCCAAGAAGCCCAUUGAUUAUUACACAGAGACCAAAAUUCUGCAAGAGAAGUUGGUCCUCGAGGCAUGUGACAAGCAGAAGGGUUUCCUCACGGUUGCCAUUCGUCCUCAUGGCAUCUUUGGACCUCGGGACCCACAGCUGGUCCCUAUCCUGGUGGAUACGGCUCGCAGGGGCAAGAUGAAGUUCAUCAUCGGUGACGGGACCAAUCUGGUGGAUUUCACCUUUGUGGAAAAUGUAGUUCAUGGACACAUCCUGGCUGCUGAACGCUUGGCACCAGACUCCCCCAUAUGUGGAAAACCCUACCACAUCACCAAUGAUGAGCCAAUUCGGUUUUGGGACUUCAUGUCUGAGGUGUUGGUAGGCCUGGGAUAUGCUGCUCCACGUUACCACCUCCCCUACACUCUUGUCUAUGGACUAGCUCUGCUCCUCUGGCUGCUGGCCCUGAUUCUGCGCCCUCUAGUGUCCUUCAAACCCACCUUUACUCCGAUGAGAGUAGCUCUGGCUGGAACACACCACUAUUACAGCUGUGACCGUGCUAAAGAGGACAUGGGUUAUAAACCAGUAGUCAGUCUGAAGGAGGGGAUAGCACGCACUGUGCAGAGCUACCCUCAUCUUAGACAAGGAGCUUGAUGCAUGGAGGUGAAGACUGUUUAGACACUGAAGGGUGUGGGCGUUGGAACAGAUGCACUGAAUGGACAAUUCAAAACAGACGAUAUACCUUUAUUCAAACCUCAAAGUGUGCCUUUCAAUAUUAAUGUACCAUUUUUACCAGCAGAGGGCAGCAGAUGGUUUUGUUUUCAGUCAACAGACACUGCAGUGAGAUCUUGCUUUAUGCCAACUUAAAUAUAUUUGCUCUUACACUGUGAAAACCACAGAGACUGAGACUGAUAGAGGUUAUUGCUUCAUUCUCAUGUGUUUCACUCCUGUGCUGUACACACUUUGAGAGGCUGCUAUUUUUGUCAAAAUGCUUCAAUACAAUCCAUUAAAUAAUGAUUCUCCUGAAAUAACUGGGAUGAAAAUUAUUGUUUAAAGUCAUACAUUUACAUUAUAUGGCCAAAAGUAUGUGGACCAACCUGCCCAGCUAAUUCUACAACAUCAGUGGGCUUCCAAACUUGUGCCUCUUAAAAACAUGACAAUGCUCUGUUUGCGUUGUGUAGGGGAACGUAACUGAACUGCAUAGAGCCCCCACCUUAACCACAUCCAACACUUUCAGAAUGAAUUAGAAGGCUGACUGUGUGCCAGGGCUUAUGACGCUUCAAUAUCGUAACCCCAGUAUUAGAUACUGCAUAUCAUCAGGGUGACGUGUGUACUAGUGACUGGAAUACUAUUAUGUGACUGUCAUCUAUUAUAACAAUGGGAUAGGUGAUUAAAAAUCCCUGAGCCACAAUCCAUAUACUUCCACAUUACAUUUUUCUUUCUGUCACUAUGAUGAUUUGUCAUAAUUUCACAAGGUCAGGAAACAAAAGAAUUUGAAGCUAUCAGUGUGCCUUAUUUUCACAGUAUUCAUAUUAAAUGUUAAACUGCUUUAGAAUUUUGUCUUUUCUAGGUGAAGCAUUUUUGUCAUUCCUUGUCUUGGUGUGGUGACAUCAAGGUGGGGGUUAAGUUCAGAUACUUUGCAUUCUCUUUUUAAUUCUGCACCAGCAGCACCCUAAUGAUUCACUGCUAGAGUCAGAGCCAGCGGGCAAGGUCGUCUGACUGGUUUCUUGUUCAGGGGAAAGAGGGAGAGGGAUCAAGGUAGAUAAUAGACUUGAGCAUUUACACUCGCCAGUGUGCUCAGCAGAGUGAAACUUUGGCUCUCAGACUUGCUAAUUUCCUCUUCCACCUUUUCUUUGUGACAUGUUGCGAAAUCUAUUCACACCCUUUUCUGAUUUAAAAAGGCUUUGAAAAUAUAUGCACAGCAUGUGUGAGAUUCUUCUUUUUGUACAGAAACAAUGGUAGACAUGUUAUGUUUUGAAAAAGUGCAUACUGUGGCCAAUUACUCAGAAAGUGCUUCUUGUUGCAAUUUGUUGAAGACAUUGUUAGACAAAGCAAGACACGCAUAGACUUGUCAUUUUUGUUUUGUUCCUCUCCAGUGUUCACAGACACAGUUACUAACUUUACACUUUGUUUAUCAUAGGCUUCCAUCUGCUGUCCCAUCUGCAUUAUGUACUACAAAAUGAUAAAACAAUACAUAAUAUAAGUUUGGUCUCCAAGCCUAAACAUAUAUUGUCAAUGUUUUUUUUUUUCCCUCUGUACAAAACAAAACUAUUUUUUUCAAAUAUAACAUUUGAAUUCAAUGUGU